Molecule: messenger RNA, 1020 nt
Organism: Paramuricea clavata
Lineage: Eukaryota; Metazoa; Cnidaria; Anthozoa; Malacalcyonacea; Plexauridae
Source: the annotation of a GenBank genome assembly
AUGGAUAGGAAGCAAGCGAUCACGCUCACAUUACAUCAUGUCACGUACAUGUCGCCAGAAUCACAGAAAGAAAUUAUUCAGUUACUAGCAAAAGAUGUCCGACGUCAAGUAGUGAAGGAGAUAAAGGAUGCGAAGAUUGUUUGGUGUUUAUUCAGAUACUACUCCUGAUCUGUCUAGAAAAGAUCAAUUGGCGGUGGUGUGUAGAUAUGUAAACGAAGACGAUGACUCAAAAGAACGACUUUUGUGCAUAAAGAGCACUACUUCCAAGAAGGGCGCCGGAACUGCUGAUGAAAUCAUCACAACAUUUGAACAGUCAUGCGUUGAACACAAACGAGCUUUGUUUCCAAUCAUAUGAUUUCACUGCCUCAAUGUCUGGUCAAUUCAAUGGCGCUCAACAAAAGCUUCACGAGAAAUUAAAUCAAAACAUUCCAUACGUUCCUUGUCAAGAUCACUGAACAAAUACAGUGGUGGAACACAGCUGCGAUGCAAGUGUUAUCGUGAAAGAUAUGUUCAAUGUCCUCGAAAGUUAAUACGUAUUUUUUUCGAGCACUACUAAACGGUAGGAUCGGUAACUAAUAAGUACUAAUUGAAAUAAUCCUUGUCAUUUUUAUUUCUGCAAUUUAUGUUUAGUUCUGUGAAUAAAAGUUAAUAAAAUGGCUCCUAUGUAAGUAAUUCUACUUUUCAUCUAUUAAUCCUUAUUUUAGGCAUGAAGAGUUGGAAGAGAACAUCAAGGUAGUGGAGAACGCCUUAAAGCUGAGAAAUCUGUCAAAGACAAGGUGGACAAAUGAAGCAGAAUCUAUAUGUGUAGUUCGGACAAGCUACGAGCUUAUAAUGAACGCUUUAUCUUCCAUUCUGAAUUCUGGCGACUUUAACAACAGCACCAAAGCGGCUGCGAAAGGUUUUUAUGAUAAAAUGAUGUCAAUAUGUUUCAUUCUGUCAAUCAUGUUUAUGAAGAACAUCAUGUCGAAAACAAAGCAGAUGACCGAGGCAUUACAAGAGGAAGAAUUAAACAUCCUUUGA